Messenger RNA from Spathaspora passalidarum NRRL Y-27907, 956 nucleotides. RefSeq lists its product as uncharacterized. Bases 252 to 860 code for a protein of 202 amino acids. Lineage: Eukaryota; Fungi; Ascomycota; Pichiomycetes; Serinales; Debaryomycetaceae. The transcript has a single exon. The record is from RefSeq and is a predicted model, not a curated record.
AUUCCACACCUCAGAUAAAUGAAGAAGAUGAGGAUAGUAGUGAUGAAGUUAAAACCCAAAAUACGGUCAACAAGCUUUAUGAAUACUUGGAUGCUGAAUUAAAUAUACCCCCUAAACCUAAACCAAAACAUUAUAAUAGAUCUGGAUCACCCAAGCGUUCAAAGCUUAAUCCUCCAAGUACUCCAAACAGAGCACCCGACACUACUACCGAUAUUAAACUGGGAAAUAAACGAUUUAAACCAUCAUUUGAUAUGGAUGACUUGGAAAGAAACCUUGGUGAUAAUAUAGAAACCUUGGAUUUCAGUGAUUUACUAAACAGUUUACCUCAUCAAAAAGUCCAGGGGAAGUCCACCUUGAAAAGUUCCAAGAAACGACCAGCAGCAGAAUAUUCCGAUGGAUCUUCCAAAGCGGAAACCUUACACACUCCAUUAAAUAAAACGACAAUUCAUGCCCAUGUACCUAAAACCACCAAAUUAACAAUGCUUGAUUUGCAUGCUUCACCUGCCGUUCAUUCAUUCUCGCCGCCAAAUCCACCAAAUCCAGUACUAGAUCCCCAGAUAAGUGCACAUGGAUGGCAACAAUACAUCAAUUCAAUAAAGAGGUAUCAAGAAGAAUUCCUAGAGUAUAAAAGGUUAAUUGUCCAGUAUCAAAUUGAACGAACAAAUAGAGAUGUUGAACAUUUUGAUUUGAUCAAUACAAAUGAGAAUAUGGAUGUUUAUACAAGAUGUCUUCAACGUGAUUUGGAAGUUAAUAGAGAGUUUACGGAAGCACUUCGGGUAUUCACUAAUACCAUGUGUGUUUAUAAACAAAACUGUGAUUGGAUGAGAAUGAUAAAACUGGAUACAUAUGGGAAAGUAUAAAUAUAUAUAUAUAGCAGUCAUUAAAAGUAAGAGGAUUUUUCUUCAAAUGUAGAUACAUAGAACUAUUCCUAAGUCGAAUAAUACAAUACAUCUUUU